Danaus plexippus (monarch butterfly) is the source of this 3072-nucleotide messenger RNA. It is a transcript of the gene Nrt, whose product is annotated as neurotactin. The record is from RefSeq and is a predicted model, not a curated record. Lineage: Eukaryota; Metazoa; Arthropoda; Insecta; Lepidoptera; Nymphalidae.
UUGUGCGCUGCAUCCUUGAAAUAGCGUAGGAAGUUGUAAUCGACCGCAACGGCGGCCGUUGACGGUAAAAUAAGUAGCCGGCUCGGCUCACGGGUGACUGAAAAGAGAAGUAACGCCUUAACGGAAAAACCAUCGGACGGUUAAUUGAGAAUGUUUAAGACCAUUUUUAUUUAUUAAAGUAUACAAGAUCAUUUUAAAGCAGUUGGUUUGAUAUAAAUCUUCUUCAUUUAUUGUUUUCAAUGUUAAAAAAACGACACUCCCUAAGAAGCGACCAUGAGUACGGCCGAUAUAAAUAAAGUGGACAGUGAGGACAGUAAGACUUUAGAUAAACAGCAGAUUGAAGCAGAAGAAAAAGAGAUAAUGUUAAAAGAAAGCGAAGCCACCGAAGCCGAUGUCGAGCUUAGAAAUGACGGUGGGCCGGUAAAAGCUGCCCUCUGCGGCGACAUCACCGAGCAGGGGCGUGAAGUUAAACCAAAGUUUAUACCUAUCGGCGCUAUCAAAAUGCCAGGAUUCUUCACAAGGAACUCUGACAGAGAAAAGUCUAAGGACGAGGAAGCAAUUGAAAAGGAUAUUGACAAUGAAAAGGCUCAUGAUAAAAGUGACGACGAAACAAAAUCCAAACAGAGGUUCCAAUUUCUCGGGACCUGCCCAUUUUCCCAGUAUCUCCAUCAGACUGCCAAUGAAAACGAUGGAGACAAUGCUGGGAAUAAAAAAAGUUUCGGGGUGUUCAAUGUGUACCCAAAGAUAUUCAAAAAGCAAUCGGCAAGCAAUGAGGCUGCCCUCGCCUCCAUGGAGACUCUCGAGGAUAAACUUGACACGCCCAACGAUGGAAUGGAAAAUAUUAAAUUGGAUAUUGUGGAUGAUCAGGAAGGCAAAGUGGCCACAAGGCUCCCGCUGAAAGAAAGGAUCAGACAGAAGAGGUUUAUAGCUGAUGACAUCCUCGUGUGUGGUGUGGUCUUGCUGGUGUUGUUGGCCAUCAUCACGGGCAUCGUGAUAGGAACUCGAGUUGGACCUCCGAACGAGAGACCGCUGCGCCUGGGACGCUUCAUCACGACACAGACUUCGUGCGGCCUCGUUGAAGGAAUUUUGGAGAAGGCGGUGUACCAAUUUUACAGUAUUCCCUACGCCGUUCCGCCGGUCGGUGAGAGAAGGUUCACAUAUGCACAACCACUAAACGAUUUAUCCAUGUGUUGGAACGGUACCCUGGACGUGCAUAAGAAGGGCCCACCGUGUAUUCAGCUCCUGGAGAAUGGUACCGUCAUCGGCGAAGAAGACUGCUUAACGCUGGACAUCGUCACUCCGCACGUGAGAUACGAUUCCCCGCUGCCGGUGGUCGUGUUGAUCGGCGCGAACACCUUGGCCGGCGGCGUGGGCCCCGCCCAACCCUCGACCACCUACGCGUGGACGAACGAAGUCGUCUUCGUCAGACCGAAUUUCAGACUGGGAGCGUUCGGCUUCCUCGCCUUGGAUAUCCUGUCGCAAUCGAAGUAUCCGCCUUCGUCCGGCAACUACGGUCUCAGUGACCUGGUGGUGGCUUUGCAAUGGAUCCAGUACAACAUCAAAAAUUUCGGAGGCGAUCCCCAGUCCGUGACGCUGCUGGGGCAUCGCGCGGGCGCCACUCUGACCGCCGCCCUCACAACCGUCCGCAGCGCUCAUACGCUCUACUCCCGCGUGUGGCUCUCCUCGCCCUCCGUCAUCUUCCCCGGGGAGCCGUUGGAGCGCGCACAGAAGAACAACGAGCAGUUCAAACACAUCCUCAAAUGUAACGACGUAGAGUGCCUGCGGAACGCUAAGCCGAUGGAGAUCAUCUCCGCCACGCCGGACACCUGGCUGGGCAGCGACGCGCACACGCUGCCGCGGACCGGGGAGACGAAGAGGUCCUGGCUCGUGCUGGACGGGGAAUACCUCAGAACGCACGCGUACGAGAGCUGGGACUCGCAGAAGGAGGCCAAGAACAUCGGGAAGGAGAAGUUCUUCAAGCCGAUGGUGUUUGGCACCACGCAGCACUCGGCGCACUCGGAGUUGCUCAGGAACAAGCACGUGGAGUGGACCGCCGAGCUCGUGGAGCGAGAGGUCGAAGCCAGCGCGCUCGACAGGAACCUCACCGGCGCACUGCUCGACAUAUACGGGAGGAACUACCUCGGCCUCGCGGAAUUGACCUCGGCCGUGCGCACCCUGUGUCCGCUGGUCUCCCUGGCGCGGCUGCGGCUCGGCGCUCCGCUGUACGUGGUGACGGCGGCCGGCGUGGCCCGAGGUUCGGGUCCGGCCGGGGCGAACUCGGACGCGGAAGCCAUGCUGGGGAGUCUCAAGUCGACCGCACCGGAGACGAGGCGCUACAUAGCGGCCAUGCAGCAACUGUUCUACUACUUCGUGUGGCACGGCAAGACGGCGGCGGGGAUGGGCGGGCUGGUGGAGAUAGGCCAGGACUCUCGGCCGCUGGCGGGGCUGCCGGCCUGCGACCGCCUCAUACAGGAGGACAUCGUGCCGCGGUUCGCGCACGUCGACUGAUGGAGCCGCCUCGCGCGUCCUUCUCCCGCAGCCCCCCCGAUGUCGUCUCCUGCGCGCGCGUCCUGUAAUACUCGCGUCGAGCGCGCUCGUCGUCUCUUAACAUUAAUUUCGUAAUCUCAAGACUGAUCCCAGACCGCCGUAUCUCGCCGAUCUCCCGCCGCGCCCGUCGGUGGUCGCCGGAGGAGGAGUCUCAUCAGCUUUAUUAGUUUUAUAUUUAGGUAUACUAUACACUCGACGUAACGAGUCGAGAGAGUGAUUGUUAGGCUUAAGGUGACGGAAGGCGACGCCCGGCUCCCUGGGUCGGAGCGGUCGUCAGUGAUGAUCCAAAGAACCGCUAGCGGAUAUCGUCUUUACCAUAGUUUACUCGAGGCGCCCCGUCUGACCCGCGCACGCCCCGCGCCGGGCGCCUCCCCUUAGGAUCUCAGUAUUUAUAUCUCUGUACUCCCUCUGUAUGAACUUAGUUUUACUGCAUGUGUGUGUCGUUCACCAUUCAUAGACUAGUAUCGUAGUGGUCGACCUAGCUUUUGUUAUUUUCGUAUUUUAAAUAAACUUAUGAGGCUGAAA